AUGUCAUCUUUUAACAGUAUAGAGCGCUGCAGUAGAGGAUCAGGACAAAAACGACUCAUUAAAGGAGUAAGUACUGUUGGACCAGAAGAUUGGAAAGAAUUUUUGACAAAUGAUGACAAUAAACAAGAGCUUAUAAAAUUACUUAUUCAAAUAUGGAGUGACAAUGAAUUUAGUCACAAGAUACAAGAAAAGCUGAUUAUAGUUGUUUGGGAAGGUGAAGCAUACAAACAUAAUUCAAGAGAUGGUGAAACAGUCAACAAGAGCCCAAUACAAUCUCUAUCAUCUAAGAAGAAACAGACACAAAUUGUAUACUGUUUAUAUGCAGAAGAACACAAUUUUGAUUAUGUUCAAAUCAAAAGCCCGGACAGAGAUGUAUUUUAUAUUUUACUUUAUUAUGCUUCACAUUUGAAAGUUGAUAUCCUACUAGAUAUUGGCAAUGGGAGUCAGUCGAACGAAUUAAACGAAAGCUUAUUAGCUUUGCAUGCAUUAACCCGAUGUGAUAGGACCAGUGCUUUCAAAGGAAUAGGUAAGAGAGAAAAUUACAAAGUUGUGUGCUUCGAGUUCGACUCCACAUCUACAUCUAGUGAGAGUGCCUCUGCGUUCAGUACUGGUAAAUCUAUCGGCAUUGUGAAAAAUGAUAGUCUAAUAGUUCAGGUUCAGAAAUAUGGAGAAGAGUUCAACACAUCAACACCUCGAAAAAAUAAUAUAGCGAUUGUGGAUGAUGAAUCUGAAGAGGAGGGUGAUAUAGAACCCAAUGAAAAUGACUUGUCAUAUGUACCAUGUUAUGGAUCAAACAGUGAAGAUUUUGUAAGCGAUGAGGAUUUUGAUGUUAGAGAUCAAACUGAUGGUAUAAGUUUCCUUGAUGAAGUUGAUAUUGAUUCUCGUAUGAGUCAUCAAAGAACCUUUCUGAUUUAUGAAUCAUCUUUGAUUGAAAUUCUAUCGAAAGUAACUUGUGAAAAAUGUAAAAGUCCAAUAAUUAAAAGAAGAAAAUCUUUAAUUGGAUAUUCACUUACUGUACAUGGAUCACUUGAAGUUUUUCAUUCUAUGAUGCUUAAAUAUUUACCGAAAAGACAGGAAUUCGACUUCGCUUGUAUGAUGGCACGGACUCAAUUAGCAGCCUUGGAUCAUAACCACAACGUUGAUCGAGAAAUUGUUCUUGAAGAUUCCAAACCAAAAUACAGACCAGCUUAUUCAAAAAAAGGAAAACAAUGGGUUGUAAAACCAAUAUAUGAAUCUAAAUAUUUAAAAAGAAAGACUUGCUGA
Messenger RNA from Lottia gigantea (owl limpet), 1263 nucleotides. RefSeq lists its product as hypothetical. Bases 1 to 1263 code for a protein of 420 amino acids. NCBI's taxonomy places the organism in Eukaryota, Metazoa, Mollusca, Gastropoda, Lottiidae. The transcript is spliced from 5 exons. The record is from RefSeq and is a predicted model, not a curated record.